This is a messenger RNA of Coturnix japonica (Japanese quail), 7767 nucleotides long. It is a transcript of the gene HIPK3, whose product is annotated as homeodomain interacting protein kinase 3. Gene Ontology annotation, molecular function: ATP binding; protein serine/threonine kinase activity; protein tyrosine kinase activity. Gene Ontology annotation, cellular component: cytoplasm; PML body; nucleus. The record is from RefSeq and is a predicted model, not a curated record. Gene Ontology annotation, biological process: peptidyl-threonine phosphorylation; peptidyl-serine phosphorylation. Lineage: Eukaryota; Metazoa; Chordata; Aves; Galliformes; Phasianidae.
UUGGGCCCUGCAGCUGUGGCAGAGCACGCGUUGUCCCAACCCUGAUGGAUAUUGGCAGCAGCUGGCAUUGUUUGGAGGCCAAUAGCUCGGGGUUUCGUGCUGUGUUGUUCCAUUAGCGAAGUGUUGCCGUGUGAACUGUUACCUGUUUGGCCAGCUGUCACCUUGCCCUCGGUGAGGUAGCACCAGCAAUGUCUGCUAACGACAGGGCGAUCCCUGCUAUCUCACCAGAGCUCUCGACAACUGAGGAGGAGACUUUAAGGGACAGGGUGAGAGUUCAUCAUUUGAAAACACCUCAAGGACACAAGAGGCAGCUCCCCCUAAAGUGACUUAAUUCCUAUUUACAAAGUAACCACCAGUCUGUCUGUCAGAGAAGGGCUGUGAAACGGCAGUUGCUGAGACACCAGCUGCUGUAGGAAACACCCACUGAAGGAGACUUGGCACAUAACCGAGGUGAAAGCUGACAUAGCUGCCUUCACAACAGCAGCGUAUGGCCUCACAAGUCUUGGUCUAUCCACCAUAUGUUUAUCAAACCCAGUCAAGUGCCUUUUGUAGUGUGAAAAAACUCAAACUAGAACCAAGCAGUUGUGUGUACCACGAAAGAGCCUACCCGCAAAUCUAUGUGAAUGGUAAAAACUUUGGAAUCUCUCCCCACAGGGUUAGCGCUUUCCUUCAGACUAAAAACCCAUUUGACAGACCUCGAGGACAGAACGUUUUGUUGCAGUCAAAUGCUGUUGCUUUAAAAUAUAUUGCAGGUGCUACAAAAGCGUUAGCAGCGCAGGCGCAGCAAGCUCAGUUGGAAGCACCUCAGACUGGGACACAAGGAAGCAGAGUAGAUAUACUGGAAGGACCCCAGCGAUGUGGAUUGAAGCGUAAGAGUGAAGAGCUAGAUAAUCAAAGCAGCACGAUGCAGAUCGUUGAUGAACUGUCCAUAUUGCCUGCGAUGUUGCAAACCAAUGUAGGAAACCCAGUGACAGUUGUGACAACUGCUGCGACUUCAAAACAAACUGGUACAAGCGGAGAUGGAGACUACCAGCUGGUACAGCAUGAGGUUUUGUGCUCUGUGAAAAAUACUUACGAGGUUCUUGAUUUCCUUGGGCGAGGGACCUUCGGACAAGUGGUGAAAUGCUGGAAAAGGGGGACAAAUGAGAUUGUGGCAAUCAAAAUCUUGAAGAAUCAUCCUUCGUACGCACGUCAAGGACAAAUAGAAGUGAGCAUAUUAGCAAGGCUAAGUACUGAAAAUGCUGAUGAAUUCAAUUUCGUGAGAGCCUACGAAUGCUUUCAGCAUCGUAACCAUACUUGUCUGGUUUUUGAGAUGUUGGAACAGAAUUUGUAUGACUUCCUGAAGCAAAACAAAUUCAGCCCUCUGCAACUGAAAGUAAUACGGCCUAUUCUACAACAGGUGGCCACUGCACUGAAAAAACUAAAAAGUCUUGGUUUAAUCCAUGCUGACCUCAAACCAGAGAACAUUAUGUUGGUGGAUCCUGUUCGGCAGCCUUACCGGGUUAAAGUAAUAGAUUUUGGGUCUGCCAGCCAUGUAUCAAAGACUAUUUGUUCAACCUAUUUACAAUCCCGGUAUUAUAGAGCACCAGAGAUCAUACUGGGAUUGCCGUUUUGUGAAGCCAUAGACAUGUGGUCAUUAGGGUGUGUGAUUGCAGAGCUGUUUCUCGGAUGGCCACUGUACCCAGGAGCACUGGAAUAUGACCAGAUUCGUUACAUUUCUCAGACUCAAGGUUUGCCAGGAGAACAGUUGUUAAGCAUGGGGACGAAAACUGCAAGAUUUUUCUGUAGAGAAACAGAUGCACCAUAUUCUGGAUGGAGAUUAAAGACUUUGGAAGAGCACGAGGCGGAGACAGGUAUGAAGUCUAAAGAGGCCAGGAAGUAUAUUUUCAACAGUUUGGAUGAUAUAGUGCACGUGAACAUGGUGAUGGAUUUGGAAGGAAGUGACCUGUUGGCAGAGAAGGCAGACAGGAGGGAAUUUGUCAGUCUGUUGAAGAAAAUGUUGCUGAUUGAUGCUGAUUUAAGAAUCACUCCAGCUGAGACACUGAACCAUUCUUUUGUUACCAUGAAGCACCUCCUCGAUUUUCCUCAUAGCAACCAAGUAAAGUCCUGUUUUCACAUCAUGGAUGUUUGCAAAUGCAGAUCAAAUUUAUAUGACUUAAGCAACCGCAAUAAAACAUCACUUAUGAGACCAGUUGCCUCGGGCAAUGCAGCUAAUCUAACUGCAAGCUUCACCAAAAUUGGCCCAUUAAGAAGCCAGGCUUUAACCGCAUCUGCCCACUCAGUUUUGCACCAAGGAAUCCCACUGCAGGCAGGAACUGCUCAGUUUGGUUGCAGUGACAUUUUCCAGCAGACGCUGAUCAUAUGUCCUCCGACUCUUCAAGGAAUUACUACGAACCAUAGUAAACCCACAAGUUUCUCCCUGAGGGUGGACAACGCAGUUCCAUUGGUGACCCAGGCCCAUGCAAUUCAGCCACUACAGAUUCGAGCAGGAAUCCUUUCUCAGACAUGGUCAAACCACACCCAGCAAAUCCUGGUUCCUGCAUGGCAGCAAGUAGCACCCGUGGCAGCCCCUGCGACAUCUCUGGCUUCUGAUCCUGUGGCUGGCCCACAGAGGCUUGGAGACUGGGGGAAGAUGAUUACCCAGGGCACUCAUUACAACUCAGUGAUGCCGCAGCCUCUUUUAACACAUCAAAUAACCUUUUCUGCCCCACAGCCAAUUAGUGUGGGCAUUGCACAUGUUGUCUGGCCUCAGCCUGCAGCUACCAAGAGGAAUAAACUGUGUCAGAACAGGAGCAAUGCGUUGCAAAAUACCAAUAUCCAAAAUUCAGCCUUUAUAUCUCCAAAGAUAAUUAACCUGAAGGCUGUAAAGAGAAUAAGCUGUAUAGAAGCACAGGACAAUCAUAACUCAGAUGGACAGGAGAGUAAUUGCUGCGAAGCGUCGGUCAGGCUGGAACCUGAUUCAUCUCUUUCCAACAAGCAGCGUCAGGCGAUCUUCAUCGCAGGCUCCCCCAGCCCUGCAGUCAGUGUGAUCACCAUCAGCAGCGACACGGAUGAAGAUGACUUGGGCCAAACCCGUUCUCUGAGAGAGUGCAAAGGUAGCCUUGACUGUGAAGCCUGCCAGAAUACUCUGAAUAUUGACCGUGUGUGUUCUCUAAGCAGUCCUGAUAGCACUCUGAGCACGAGCUCCUCGGGACAGUCUAGUCCGUCUCCUUGCAAGAGAUCCAACAGUAUGUCAGAUGAUGAACAGGAAAGUGGAUGUGAUACGGUGGAUGGUUCCCCAACUUCCGACUCUUCAGGACAUGACAGCCCGUUUGUAGAAGAUGGCUUUGUAGCCAAUACCAACAAAAAUAAGGAGGCAAGAACAUCAGUUAAUUCUGAAACCAAAUCAGCUGUUUGCACAGUAGUGGUGCCACCAAUGAGUCUUGAAAACAGAUUACGUCUUGAUGAACAGAUGGUGAACACAGAUGCUACUUGUCAGCCAUUGAAAAAUGGUCGGUCUGUCCUGGGAAGAAAAACCCAUUCUUCUGCUGUGGGAAACCGUCAGCAAAAACUGGCAUCAUCAUUCCAUCAGCAACAUUUAAACUUCAGCCAGGUGCAGCAUUUCGGAUCUGCGCCGCAGGAAUGGAAUGGAAACUACGCUCAUCGGAGGCAGCAGGCCUACAUCCCAGCAAGCGUUGCCAGUCACGCUUUCUCCCUCCCACAAGGAAGUCCAAACCCCACUACUGUGCACGCACAUCUCUCUGGAAGCACCCACCUGGGAGCACAGCCUGCUAUUCUUCCGUACCCAUCGUCAGCACCCCUUAGUACUGCUGCACCCGUUGCCCACCUUCUUGCUUCACCAUGUACCUCAAGACCCUUACUGCAACAUCCAACGUACAGCAUAUCUCACCCCAGCGGUAUAGUUCACAAAGUUCCAGUUGGCAUAAAUCCCCGUCUUUUACCUUCCCCAACCAUUCAUCAGACUCAGUACAAACCAAUUUUCCCACCGCAUUCGUACAUUGCAGCAUCACCUGCUUACACAGGAUUUCCAUUGAGUCCAACAAAACUCAGCCAGUACCCAUUUAUGUGAGAACUCAAGUAGAGUAUAUUGAGGAAGCUCAAUGAUACGGAAGUUUGACUUAAGAAGAAACAUGGUAUUUAUUAAAUAUUAGCCAUGGCACAACAGGAAAAUUAUUUUUUUGAAUCAUGUAGACUUGGGUGCAAUUUAAACAACUCCGAGCUUUAAAAAAACAAACAAACAAACUCACUUUUAAUGUGUUUUGCACAUUUGGUAUAACUUGUCUUUGGUCAUGUUAUCUUCUUAUAUAGUAACUUUAGACAGGUGACUUACGGGAGCAGAAAUCUGGUUUUGCUCCUGCUAUUUUUUAUAAAAUUGCCUUCUAACUAGUGCAAGACACGUCUACAUUUGGAAGCCAUUCAGUGUACAGAAUUAGAGCAACAGAUGCACAUAUGUCAGCAGUACAGUGUAGAAGUAACUUGUUUGUAUGACGUAUCUCGGUGUUUAAAUGUUGAGUCACUUAUCUAAGAGUUGGGCCGUUGUUCUUCACAUUGCAUGUGUCUUUUGCAUGGGCAGAGAAGCCUAAACAUUGCUCUUAAAUGUCGUCCUAAUAAUCUCAGCUGCAUUGUAAACUGUUCCCACACAUAGUGCCUUAAAUAUUUGAGGUUGUUAAUGUUAUUACUUAUAUAUCAAUGUUGAGGACUGCAGCACUUAAAGAUUCAGAUCUGCUGAUUUUUUGAUAGCGUAUUGCUCAUUUUGGGUUUUGUGUGGUAUGAUUUUAGUAUUUGGUGUUUUUUCCUUACCAAAAAGGCAGCGUGUUUUGCUGUAGCUGAAUUUUGCUGUCUUAUUUUUCUUUUUUUUCCCCCAGAAUGAUCUAGCUUCAAGAAAAGACUUUAGUAGCGCUUAAGACAAGUUGAUUCAGUAGCUCUUGAGUAGUGACACACAGCACAGUAUUCCAUACCGUUCAAUGGAACUGCAAUACAAUCUAAGUAGUCUGUUUUACAAGUGUUUGUCUAAUUGGGUAUAAUAAAACCUUAGAGGUGCGGUAGGCAUGACUGACUAGGUAAUGAACGAAAAGCAAAGUGCUCAUCGACUCAUGACGUGGUUUCAUCUUAGCUUGAGCGAACCGUGCAGUAUUCAGUAACUAGUAGCAGAAUAUUUACUAUUGAAGCUUGAAGAGAUGUGAGUUCUGUGUGUGCAAUCUUUCAUUUAUGCAUGGGAGAGAUUUUAGUCUUUUUAUUUUGUUGUUGUUUUACAUGAUAGUAUUUGUUUUAGCCUGUUGCGGGUGUUUGCUUAUUUAAUACAUUCCGUCAGGGACGUAAAUUACGUGCUUCUUGCAUUUUUCUUUUCCUUAGGAGGUGUGUCUUUCCGUUCUUCGUUUUGUUCGAAUGAUGAAGUUGCUUUUGCAGCACCAAAGACUUUAAAUCAUCCAUUUCCUAUCAAAGGUAGCUACUUUUUCAUAGACCUCAAGUAUACUGUAGUGUAGAGAUGGGUUUUAAAGAAGGUAUUAAACUGAGGCUGUGUUUUAGCUUAUGGGCAAGUAAUAAAUCGUAUCAUUUAUCUUGAAUGUAUCAUAGAUAAGCUGCUAUAUAACGAUUGCCACUUCGGAUAGCUGUGAAAUUAGGUGAUUAACUAGUUCUUUCUUAGCCUUCUGAUUUCUGUACAAGUCUAAUUACAUGAAAUAGAAGCCGGGUUUUGGGUUGUUCUUUUUAUUUUUUAAUUCUUUUAUUUUUUUUCCAUGUUUGAAGUGUCGUAACUACUAUGCUGUAAAUGAGGAAAGAUGAUUGCAUAUAGGGUUGUUAUUUUUUUUUGGGGGGGGGGGGGGCGUGUUAUUUGCAUCAGUAUUUUAUCUCCAUUAACUUUGAGCUCAUCACUGCAUAUAAAUGGAUGUAUCGAUAUAACUUAAUUUGUUUUUUAAUGUUUUCAUAUUGGCGUUGUGCAGACACUUAAGCAGCUGCAUCUUGCAGGCUUGACUUAACUUUGUUUUAAAACAAAAUCUGGAAUACAAUCUUUGCGAUGUUGACUGGAAUAAGAGUGCAAAGCAUUUGAGUUUUAACUCUGUCGAUAAGCUAAGAACUGGUAAACCUUUCCUUUACUCCACUAACACAAGCAGUGUUUUAUUUAAUGAAUGUCUGAAUGAAAUAAAUGUGCCUACAUUUGAUUUGUUUUUUUAAGUAAUAACUAAAAUACGACAGUAUUAGAUCAUAAAACAAACAAACAAACAAACCAACAACAAAAUACCAGCAGUACGUUUUUAAUCACACUGAAAAUUAAGAAACCUGACUUUUUUUCCCAAAAGUUUCAGUGUUUUUAGUAAUCAACUCUAUGCAUUUUGUACGAGUAUAAAUGUAUAUAUGAAGUAUGCAUUAGAAACUAGGAGCAUCCUGAUUAAUUUGGAACCUUAGCAACCUACGUAUCAAGCCUAAACACACGGAGUGGAGAGAACGCUCUAAUUGGAUUAUCCACCUUAUCCACCUUGCCACUUCAAACCUGUGCUAUAUGUGGUCCAGCAGAUUUUGCUUUUAUGUUUAGCCUCCCUCGUGUUGGGAAUUGACGCUUUUCUGGUGCUUACUCCAUUGCAGGCAAUGGACACACCACGAAUCACCGAUGCAAAUGGAGUAAAUGAAUUUUGUAUUGUGAUAACAAAAAGAAAAUAAAUACUACGUUGUUUGGUUUUAUUUUCCGGGGCCAUGGGGAUCGUCAUUGGUUUUAAUGUACUUACUGUGCUUUCUUUGGAACAGUGCUUAAGGUUUGAAGCUGCUGUGCUUGUUACAUUGACACAAUUAUCUGCAAAGCAACAGCAUCCUACUCUAGGCAGGACAAAGUUGCUGUCAUUGUGCCCACACUUUAGAUCUGCCGCUCUUUCUACAUAUGGAGCUUUAGAAACGGUCUCCAUUUUGCUGGGUGACAUAAUUGGUUUUCUGACACGGUUUAAAUUCAACAUAGUGGAUGACUUUACCCCCAUCCUGCAGUACAUCCCAAGAGGGUGGAUUCUGUGCCCAGGGCCCAGCUUAGCAUUAGGCAGAGGGCCCAUUGCUGGAGGAGAAACAAACCCCCAUCCUCUGAGAAGCAUUUAUACGCGUUAUACUGAUUUAUUGCCUUUUUUAAAUAAAACACUGCAUGACUACAGAACUGCAUACCUGCAUAUUACUUUAAUUUGCAAGAUUUUGUAUGAAUUUCUCGUGUUCGGUUUUUAACUUCAGGGUGUUUUAUUGGUCAAAUAUGCUACUGUAUUAACUUCUUUUUUUUUUGGGAGGGGGGUUUAAUUUUUAACCUUUUGUUUUUACUGCUAAUUAACUUGGUUUGUGUUAAGCGAGGAGUUAAAUCACACUGCAAGCUGUAGGAAGACUUGUUCUAGAAUUGACCCAGUGAUAAAGACUUGAUUAAUGAGUUUGAACUGUUACUGUUUAACGACUUGUAGACUCGUGGCUUUUUUUUCUUUAUUCUCCUUUUCUCUUUUGUUCUUUCUUUUGUUUGUUUGCUUUGGAUUUCGAUGCUACACUAGUUGGCCAUGUAGCAAUUGCACUGUGCAAUAUUACAAUAUGAGGACUGGGAAAAAAAAACAAACAUUUUUUUAUGGAUGUAAUGUCUCUUACAGUUUGCGAUAGUAAUUCUUUCUAGUUCUCAGUGAUUUAAAUGUGACCAAGCCUUCUGUACUUUGUCACAAAAAGCGGGUUUUCCAGGUGACUAUUUUGGUGAGUGUCAAAAUAAGAAUUUAUGGUGUAUUACUGUCGAGAUUCACUUUGAAUUAAAAUAUAUAUUGCAGCAAA